Molecule: messenger RNA, 4764 nt
Organism: Triticum turgidum subsp. durum (durum wheat)
Lineage: Eukaryota; Viridiplantae; Streptophyta; Magnoliopsida; Poales; Poaceae
Source: the annotation of a GenBank genome assembly
AUGGCUGAGGCCGCCCUCGGCGCGGCACAAUGGGUGGUGGAGAAGGCGCUAGGCCCCGUUGCAGAUGGCUUGCUGGGGGCUUGGUCAGCCAGCAGCAACCUUGGCGUCAACAUCGAGGACCUCAGGAUGGAACUUCUGCUCGUCAAGGCCACGCUCCAACAAGCUGCCCGCAAGGAGAUCUGCGGUUCGGCCAUGGAGGAGCUGCUGCAGAGGCUGCUGGACUCGGCACACAACGCCGAGGACUUGCUGGACGAGCUGGACUACUUCCGCAUCCACGACGAGCUAUAUCAUACAUACGAUGCUGCUGACCAGCACGGCAAGGGUUGCGUCUGCAACCUCGCCCUCAAUGCUCGCCACACCGUCAAAGCUCUUGCCAAACAGCUGUCAUCCUUGUCCGCGUACUGCUUUGGUGCCAACACUGGUGGUGAUCACCGGCAGGGAGUUGCAAGACAACAUGUCAGUUGUUGUGCUUGGCCGUGUGGCAGAGGGCAGAGACUACCUGCCGAUUCCUCCUCGCCGCCAAACGCCAACCAGACUGGUCAGGAGCUCAGUGGAUGCAUGCCCAAGCUCGGUAAACUCCUCCCUUGCUUAUCUUCCCCGCAUCCCCAUGUUCAUGGUGAUGAAGUUGGUGCCAAUGCGCAAGAAGCACCAAUGCAUGAGUUUAAUAGGGUCGAUUUCUCUCAAAGGAUGAAGGGCACUGUGGAGCAACUAAAGCUUAUGCGCAACGAGGUUACCAAGAUUCUGCAAGGUUGUGGCCCUAGAACCAUCCCAGACAUUGCCCAGAGCCGUCCCAUCACCAAAGGUCGAAUUGAUGAGCCAAAACUGUACGGGAGGGAGACUGUCAUGAAUAGCAUCAUACAUGAUAUCACCAAGGGUCAAUACUGUACAAAGGGUCUAACUGUGCUUCCGGUUGUUGGUCCUGGGGGAAUGGGAAAGACAACUCUGAUACAACACAUAUAUCGCAACCAACAGGUGCAGAAUCAUUUUCCAGUCAGGAUUUGGAUGUGUGUGUCAUUCAAUUUCAAUCUGGAUAAGGUGCUAGAACAGAUUGAAGUAGGUACUCGUCCAAUUGAAAGUGAAAAGGAGGGCAGUACAACUGAAGAGCUGAUUGAAGAAAGAUUGAAAUCUAAAAGGUUCUUACUUGUAUUGGAUGAUAUAUGGCAGAUUAGUGAUGUGGGUGACUGGGAAAAACUCCUGUCGAUACUCUACCAUUCACAAGAAAAGGGUUCCAUGGUUCUAGUCACAACUCGGUUUCGAGCAAUAGCACAGAUGAUUAAAACAACUGGCCAAUCAAUAGAACUGGAUGGUUUAAAUUCUGGAGAGUUUAGAAAGUUGUUUCUCACAUUUGUCUUUGGCGAUGAGCAAUGUCCAAGGGACAAACAUUUUCUGCUUGAGACCGGAGAUAAGAUAAUGGAAAAACUUAAGGGCUCCCCUCUUGCAGCAAGAACUGUUGGUAGAUUACUGAGUAAAGAACAUAGUUUGUAUCAUUGGAAAAGGGUCCUCAAAAGUAAAGAAUGGGAAAUGCAAACCGAUGGAAUUAUGUCUGCCUUGAGGCUCAGCUAUAACUUUCUCCCUUUCCAUCUGCAGCAAUGUUUUUCCUAUUCUGCAUUGAUUCCUGAAGAUGUAUAUCUCAGAAGCUAUGAUCUCAUCAGCCUGUGGAUCGGACUAGAUAUUUUGAUACCUAGUGAUCAAAAUCAAACAUCUGAAGAUAUAGGUUUGAGCAAUUUAAAUGAGUUAGUCAAUUAUGGAUUUUUCAGGGAAGAUUCCGAUGGUCAGCGGUAUGUUAUGCAUGACCUACUACACGAUUUGGCAUUGAAUGUUGCAUCGCAUGAUUGUCUUUGUUUACGUCCCCCUAAUGUUGGAUCAGUGGUAAUUCAGCCAACCACCCGUCACUUGUCUAUAAGCACACAUGACUUAGGCGAAUAUGAUGCAGUGUCAGGUGAAAAAUUAAGAAGUGAAUUGGAAGAACUGAAGACAAAAUUGAAGGGUGAACAUUUGCACACAUUGGUGUUAUUGGGUAAAAUGGAUGGAAGUUUUGCCAAGAUAUUUGGUGAUUUUUUUCUGGAAGCAAAUGCUCUUCGUGUUCUUUAUUUGUUUGACAUGAUGUAUCCCAUGGAGUUCAUGUUACAUCACUUUUCAGGACUUGUCCACCUACGAUUCCUAUGUCUAGGGACAUGUGACAGAGAGAUGCAUUUACCACUCAACAUCUCUAAAUUUUAUCAUUUAAGGGUUCUAGAUCUUGAGCCAUGGGGUGGGAGUUGUGAUUUGCCCAGAGACAUGAGCAAUCUUGCAAAACUGUGCCAUAUUCAUACCCGUGAUGGUGAGCUUCAUUCUGGUAUUUAUAAUGUGGGAAAACUUAAACUCUUAGAAGAGUUGAAGGUAUUUCGAGUCAAUAAAGAAAGUGAAGGAUUUGAAGCAAAGCAACUAGAGCAUUUAAGCAAGCUCAGGGAGCUUGGCAUCUAUAACCUUGAGAAGAUAGAUACUGUAGAAGAAGCAGCUCAAGCAAAACUGAUGGAGAAAAAAUACUUGAAGAGGUUAUCAUUGAACUGGGAUAGUGAGCGGUCUACUGUCGAGGCUAGUGUUGAAGCAGCGGUUCUUGAGAGCCUUCAACCUCAUGGAGAUCUUCAAGUGUUGUGUAUUAGAGGGCACGGAGGUCUUUCUUCUCCAACAUGGCUGGCAGAGGAGUUCGCUGUUGAAGCUCUACAAUCUCUUUAUCUGAAUGGUGUUUCUUGGGAAGUUUUCCCUUCUUUAGGGAAGGCUUGGGAUCUUCGUGAGCUAAAAUUGAAGCAUAUUGCCAGACUGAAGGAUUUUAUCAUAGAGAGAAGCUUUUGCAGGCUAAUAAAUCUUACACUCAUUGGCCUAGGAAGUUUUGAAAAUUGGGUUUACACAGGUGAACAAGAGUCUUCCAUUAGUGGAGAAUUGUUGCCACCGGAUGCUCAUAUGUUCCCUCUUUUGCAAGUUCUGGUUAUUAGAGAGUGCCCGAAACUGUUGGGGUUGCCUUUCUCAAACCACAUUGUUUCCCCAGAUUGGUUCCCCAAGCUACAAGAGCUUGAGGUACAUGACUGUCCUGAAUUCUUGCCAGUGAUUCCCAUAUCCUGGAUUGAAGGUCUGCGUCAAGUCAUGAUGAAAAAUGUAAAGUUACUGAAGCAUUUUUGGUACUCAAAAUCAUCCGGUGGAGCAGAAUUGAGAAUUACCGGAGAGAGUGAUCUGCUUAGCUUAGACCAAGUGCUGGUUUUUGAUAAAGAAACAGGUCUAGAGACGCUGAGACUGGACAAGUGCCCACCUCUGGAGUUGAAGCACCUUCUGAUGCUAACAUCGUUGAAGACAUUGCUUGUAAUAAAUUCAGUUGGUCUAGUUGGACCACUAGGAGGAGGUCAGAGUGAUGUGGAAUGGGAGCUCCAUGUUGAGUGUAUCCAGAUCUGCGAAUUAAAUGGUAAUACUGGCGAGGAACUGACAGAGCUCCUUCCCCACCUCCCAAAGCUCUCCAAAUUGGAAAUACGGAAGUGUAAAAACAUAAAAAAGCUGGUAGUGGGUGUGGAUGUGCAACAGACAACACAAGAAGCAUCAGAGAUAACCGCAGCAGCAGAGGAAGAGGAUGAUGGGGUGCUGCUCUUCCCCGCUCAUCUCCGUGACUCACUACGGGAGUUGGUGAUCUUUAAAUGCCCAGAGCUGGUCCUGGUGGACCCGCCAACUCUUGUUCCUGGAGAAGGAUGGCUCCAAGCCUUGCGAUCCCUCCAGAGAUUAACAAUACUGUGGUCCCCAAAGUUUCUAUCCACCUUCUCCUUUUCCUGUCACAUUUUCCCUUCCUCCCUGCAGUUUCUGAUGCUUUGGUUUGUGAAAGGCUUAAGGACACUGGAGCCCCUCUCAAACCUCUCCUCUCUCACCACAUUAAAAUUGCAUGGUUGUGGAGAGGAUCUGAAAUGUCAGGGCUUGUGCUCUCUCCUUACCACUGGAGGCCAGCUCAACGAAUUAGAGGUCAUGCACAGCCCUAGAUUCUUUGCUGAUUGGGAUCCCAACCCCAGACGGGCUUUGGAAGAUGCUGAGGGAGGUGAAGAGCAGCAGGCACCGCUUGCUUCAUCCACACUGCGUGAGCUUAAAACAAAUGACAUGGCAGGACUUCUUGCUGCACCCGUCUGCAGAUUCCUCUCUUCCUCCCUCACCAAGCUGGAACUUUGGGGGCAUUGGUGUGAAGGGAUGGAGCGGUUUAGCAAGGAGCAAGAGGACGCCCUUCAACUCCUCUCCUCCCUCCAGGAACUAGAGUUUUGGGACUUCAACGAUCUUCAGCAACUCCCUGCAGGGCUGCGUAACCUCACCAGCCUCAAGAUAUUAUCAGUCAAGUUCUGUCCAGCCAUCUCGUCAUUGCCCAACGAUGCCCUCUCGGAUUCACUGGAAAAGCUAGAUAUCUUCAGGUGCAGCGAGGAGUUAAAACAGUACUGCAGGGGGUGUUCUUAUGUUUGUUUGGUGGCUUUCAAGCCACCUGUGUUUACAUUUUGUCCAAAACUCAUGAAGACUGAAGAUGAAUCUCCUCAGAAGCAACAGAUUGAGUUGGGGGAAAGGUGUGGUUGGCAGUCUUCUUCCACUGCAAUAGCCACACACGAAUGGUGCUGUUCGUGUACCAACCAAAUCCGUCUAAAGCGCACACUGGUCGCCCAGGAAUUGCUGCAGCCAUUGCCAAUAGCAUCCCCCAAAGCACAUUGUCAAGCUGAUGUUGCAUAUGAUAUUUUCGAAGGCCAUAAUUACCAUUUUUCCUCCAUGUGCAGCUGA